AUGUUCGUCAAGAAACUGGUGACGAAGGGUAUUGCUUCUGGCGUUGGACUCGCAGCCGAAGCUCGUGCAGAGCACAAAGAGAAGAAGGCCCGAGCGAACAGCAGAUCGCCUUCGCCCAAUCCGCUCCGCGCCCCCCGCAAAGACGACAAAGUUCAGGAAGACUCCAGCUCCGACAGUGAGGACGAAGUCGAGCUCGCAUGGGAGCUUGACGACGCUGCAGCUGAGCUUUCGGGACCACCUCCUGCGUAUGAGGAUAUCGACAACGAGCCAGCGCCAGAUCCCAAAGCCGUUGCACAAGACUUCCUGCGCCUUCAUUCUGCUACCUCCCUUGCGGUGAAGCAAUAUAAGCCCCUACCCUGCCCCGUCAUACUCCCGCAAAGGCGACCAAAGAAUAAGGAACGUGGGUUCAUUCGUGCGUACCCGCCGAUCCUCCUUGAGACUUCUGGCAUCGAUCAAAAGACCUUCCUCGAUUUUCUGGAAGAUUUCGAUAAAGCAAGCAAGGCUUCCCCAGUCUUUGAUGUCAUCAAUCUGGCAUGUUUUGCCGUUGGGUUUAUACCUAAUCCCAUUGCGAUGGCAGUCACCACAGCUGUGCAAGUGGCCAGCCGGACAGCCCAGGAGAUGCAGAGCCGAUACAGGCGCAACGGAUACUUGGAUCAGAUCAACGAGUCGUUCUUCAAGCCUCGGGGCCUGUUCUGCAUGAUCAUGACAUUCAAGCCAGAUGCCCCGCCCGUCUUGGGGAUAAAUGUCACCGCAGAAGACAAGGCGCUGGCAAAAGUGGCCUCUGAGCCCGAUUCAGAGUUUCGUGCGAAGUUGAGUAAACUACGAUUGACCUCCGGCACGGCGCAAGGCGAAGUGUCCCUCCCAGAGGCAGCGCCACUCGUCUAUCCCGCCAUUGAUGCUGCAGUGGACGAUUCCUCGGCCGAGAAGCAGAACUUCUUGAAAAGUUCGGGGGCAUUCAUGAGCACCUACCUGGAUCGCCGCGCACAAGCAGAGUAUGCCGGCACUCACUCCGAGUCGCAAUUAGUCGCGCCCGAAACCGAGCGACAGUUCAAAUCGAAGUACGCGGAUCCAAACCAUCCAAUUCAUAGCGGGACCAUUUGGGGACUCGUGACAGCCGGCAAAUUUGACCCGGUCAGAGAUAAGCGAGCUCGUAAAGCAGAGAGAAGAGCAGCAAAGAGAGGAGUGGUGCUCACGGAGGAAGAGAUUGAGAACGUGAAGAUGGGCCGAAAGCUCGCUCCCGAAAGAGGCGGGAGGCGUAAGGGCCGUGGCCCGGUCGGACUGGUGCUUACACCUGUAAGAAAAGCGAUGCAGAAGAACAUACGUGAGUCAUUCAUCCCUGGAACACUUGUACCGAGCACUUCGGCCUCCCGGCGUGCAUUUCAUCGUCGAUAUCAAUACUCUUGUGGAGGACUGGACCACCAUCCAGACCAGCUCGAGCCUCCUUCGCUCCUACAGACCCCUAGCCCUGAAAAAUGUUUCCUGGUCCCAGUUUGCUGA
This is a messenger RNA of Cyphellophora europaea CBS 101466, 1497 nucleotides long. RefSeq lists its product as uncharacterized. The transcript has a single exon. The record is from RefSeq and is a predicted model, not a curated record. Bases 1 to 1497 code for a protein of 498 amino acids. Lineage: Eukaryota; Fungi; Ascomycota; Eurotiomycetes; Chaetothyriales; Cyphellophoraceae.